AUGGCAUUUCUACAGUAUGGUAUCACUACGAUAAUCUCGUUGAAUCGUUUGACAGUGCUACUUAAUUAUAAAUUAUUUGAGCCGCUCUGGAAAAAAUACUGCUGGAUCAUAAUCCUACUCCUUAUAUUCCUUCCAUUCCUGAGCACCGGUGCCGCCUUUAACUACCCAUCUCAAUUCACGUACCUCAACUCAACCGACUAUUACUCCCUUACCACCGAGAUGCCUUUACUAGAGAUCUACGUCAGUCUUAUACCAUUCAUGAUAAUUGCUAUAAUUAUCUCGUUAAUUGCCAACUAUUCAAGUUUCAAGUUUGUGAAAAAGGUGCAACUUUGGAAAGCGAGUAAAGCAGAGUCGAAUUUUCUGAAAAUUCUAUCGACAACAUUGGUGAUUCAAAUGAUUGGCACGUUUCUGAGUACAGGAAUGUUGGUGUUCGAGCAAUCGGAUUUUAAAACAAAUCUAUCAGUGAUAAGACCAUUUGUGAGUGAUGGAUUGACACUGGUGCAACCAUGGUUAUUGUAUAUUUUCAGUCAUUCGUAUGCUACCACUGCACUCAUUUCAUUGAACCGUUUCUCAGUACUCCUCAAAUACACUUGGAUUGAACCCGCUUGGAAACACUAUACCUGGCUCUUAAUGCUCACCAUUUAUAUUCUUCCAGCUGUCAAUACUCUGAGAAACUAUGAAACUGAAAUACUGUACUUGAAUGAUACUGACAGUUAUAAGUAUGAGUCACCGAUGGUAGCCGAGCAGUGCCGUCUUCAAGUAUUUGAUCCCCUUCAUGGUUAUAACCACCAUUAUCUCAGCGACACUAAAUAUCGCCUCUCUAUCAAUAGUCCGAAGUAUGAAGGCUCAAUUAAGACAGAAAGUGGAGACUAA
Messenger RNA from Caenorhabditis remanei, 873 nucleotides. RefSeq lists its product as uncharacterized. Gene Ontology annotation, cellular component: membrane. Lineage: Eukaryota; Metazoa; Nematoda; Chromadorea; Rhabditida; Rhabditidae. The transcript has 4 exons. The record is from RefSeq and is a predicted model, not a curated record. Gene Ontology annotation, molecular function: transmembrane signaling receptor activity. Gene Ontology annotation, biological process: sensory perception of chemical stimulus. The coding region runs from base 1 to 873 and encodes 290 amino acids.